GGAGGAGCCGACAACUCAGUCUGUUCUGACGGAGCCGAAGUCCAGAAACCAUAUUUACAGGUCCAUGUGCCUGCACUGCAGCUAUGAGCGGAAUUUUAAAGAGGAAGUUCCAAGAAAUUGACAGCUCCUCACCCUGCUCCUCUGUGCAGGAAUCAGACGAUGGCGUUUUUAGCUGUGGCAGUACAGACAGUGUUGAUGGUGUCAUUCAGUCCACUUCUAAUCAUUUCACUGGAAAAAAUAAGGAGAUAUCUACAGACUGAAAAGAUGUUUUCAGAGGCAUAGAGUCUUCAGGAAAAUACUGGCGUCCAUGAGGUCUCAAGGUACGUGGGACUGCGCUGCAGCUAUGAGUGGGAUUUUAAAGAGGAAGUUUGAAGAAGUGGACGGCUCCUCACCCUGCUCCUCUGUGCGGGAAUCAGACGAUGACGUUUCCAGCUGUGACAGUGCCGACAGUGGGGACAGCGUCAACCCAUCCACUUCUAGCCAUUUUCCCCCCUCCUCCAUCCUCAAAAGAGAGAAGCGGCGGAGGACGAAGAAUGUGCAUUUCAGCUGUGUCACCGUGUAUUACUUCACCCGGAGGCAAGGCUUCACGAGCGUGCCCAGUCAGGGGGGCAGCACGCUGGGCAUGUCCAGCCGCCACAACAGCAUGCGCCAGUACACCCUGGGCGAAUUCGCGAGGGAGCAGGAGAGGCUCCACCGGGAGAUGCUGAGAGAGCACCUCAGGGAGGAGAAGCUGAAUUCUCUAAAACUAAAGAUGACGAAGAAUGGCACCGUGGAAUCUGAAGAAGCUAGCACCCUUACCGUGGAUGACAUUUCUGACGAUGACAUUGACUUGGACAACACCGAGGUAGACGAGUACUUCUUUCUACAACCGCUGCCAACAAAAAAGCGGAGAGCGCUGCUGCGGGCCUCUGGCGUGAAGAAGAUUGACGUGGAGGAGAAGCACGAGCUUCGAGCCAUCCGCCUAUCGAGAGAGGACUGUGGCUGUGACUGCCGAGUGUUCUGUGAUCCAGAAACGUGUACCUGCAGCCUCGCGGGCAUUAAGUGUCAGGUGGAUCGGAUGUCCUUCCCCUGUGGCUGCACUAAAGAACGAUGUAGCAACACAGCAGGUAGGAUCGAAUUUAAUCCUAUCCGUGUCCGGACUCAUUUUUUGCACACAAUAAUGAAACUGGAACUGGAGAAAAACCGAGAGCAGCAAAUCCCCACGCUGAACGGCUGCCACGGGGAGAUAGGCGCCCACAGCAGUUCCAUGGGCCCUGUCGCUCACUCCGUAGAAUAUUCGAUUGCAGACAAUUUUGAGAUGGAAACGGAACCGCAGGCCGCCGUGCUGCACCUGCAGUCCGCUGAGGAAUUCGAUUGCCGCGGGGAGGACGGGGACGAGGACGAGGAGGAUGGGAGCAGCUUCUGCAGUGGAGUCACUGACUCCAGCACUCAGAGCUUGGCGCCCAGUGAGUCAGACGAGGAGGAGGAGGAGGAGGAGGAGGAGGAGGAGUCGCUGGUGCCUUACACCAUGACCCCGGAGCAAUUUGUUGACUAUGCCCGCCAAGCAGAGGAGGCCUACGGCCCUGCCCACUACCCAGCCGCCAACCCCUCUGUCAUCGUCUGCUGCUCCUCCUCAGAGAGCGACAGCGGUGUGCCCUGCGGUAGCUUGUAUCCGGAACACAGGUCCAACCAUCCUCAAGUGGAAUUUCACUCCUACUUGAAAGGCCCCUCCCAGGAAGGCUUUGUCUCUGCGUUGAAUGGUGACAGUUGCAUUUCAGAGCAUCCUGCUGAAAAUUCUCUGAGCCUCGCAGAAAAGAGCAGACUGCACGAAGAGUGCAUCAAAUCACCGGUGGUUGAGAGUGUCCCUGUUUAGUAGCGUAAGUUAUUUCCAGACCACCUCUUCUCCUAUUUAAAGCACCGUAUUUAAUUGGAUUUCCUGGGCUCUUGGUUGUUAGAAACUGAGGACCAAGAGAAUUUGGACCGUGGUGAAUCUUCCAGACUGUAUUUUGUUUUAUCCUUUCUAGCUACGUGACUGUGGCAUUGCACAAAUACAGUGUCUGAGGAUUUUAAAAGAUGUCCGACUGUUUUGAUAGAAAAAUGCUAAUUUUAAAAAAGCAUAUCUCACAGUUGCCUACCUGUCAAGCUGUGUGAAACCUGCCAAGCUGUGUAGAUCAGAUCUCCAAGUUUUGGAUUAUCGGGCCUGUGCAAGAUUGUUGACUAAGACUGGGAAAUAAUAAGAAGAGAAUCCUAAUUUUCGAUAUUUAAUUGAAGAUGAUGGUGACUUUUUAAUGUAAAAGUAAUUAUUGUAAGCAAAAGAUUUAACCGUUCCAUGUGUAUUUUAUUUAUGGUAGUUAGAAGUCAUGUUUUGAUUAAAAUGAACAGCAGCAUGUUCUUUUAAGCUGAAGAUGCAUAGUUAGUACCACCAAGCAUGCCCACAUGGAUUGCAUCUGGAAUCCAUUCGCGUUUUUAUGAUCAUGACUGAUCAGAUUUGCAAAUACUUUCUUAAGGGUGAAAUAGGCCUAUUUUUGCUAUUUUGGACAAAUAAAUGAGUCUAUACGUGCAGGUCCUUACACAGUUUCCUCUAAAGUUAAGACUUAGGACAAUCCUCUGGUGAGGGUCUAAUUCACUACCCUCCCUCAGUUGACUCCAGAGAUGGAGGUGGAAGGAAUGGCCUUUCAUUUUUAAACAGCAUCAUCUUGGUUCUUAGCUGGGACAGCACCUUUAAACUCUACUCCCCUACAUCGAGAUGCACUUUAGUGCCCCUUUAUGGUACCUUGUGAGGGGUGGGGACUGAGAACUCUUUGAGAUGAAAAAUUUUAAAGAAAUUUUUUUAAGACUGUAACUAUUAGAAGGUUCAUAUAAUUAAUGUAGAGGGGUCAUCCAAUGAUACUUUAUAAAGAAAAAAAUGACCUAUUCUCCUUUGCCACUCUGAAGGCCUAACUCGGUUAAAGCAGAGGAGGCUGAGGACACGUGGAAGAGACACAUCCUCAGCAACCAGCCUUUCUACAGCGUGAUCAAUCUAUCUCUGCAAAAUGAGUGUAUGAUGAGAUUUCUACUUAGUGACUAGCUGAUUAAGGGGGGGCCUCUUUCCAAACACUCAGCUAGGCCUUACUCACAAGAAGCAUUUUGAUUUCUCUUGCCCGGGACAAUUAGCAGAACAGUCCAGAAUGCAUUGAAUACUUCCUAAUUACCUCAUGUUCUCUUGUUAAAGGGGACAGAUAGAAAUAAAACAUGCACUCCCCACCUUUAGAUUAUCUGCGCUCGGAGGACUUCUAAGAUCCCAAUUUUCCUGUAAAUUAGGUAACUAGAUAGUGUGCUCUGCCGUUUUUUCCUUUUUCCAAUGCAAUAUGACUAUGCUAACUCUGUUUCAUAUUUUUGACUUUCUAUUGUUAUAUCAUUUCACAUUUUCUGCCUUUUUUGAAAUGUUGACAUGCCUUUGCAAUUCAGUGACUGUAUUCACUAGUUAAUUUUUAUGUCUUUUAGACUUGGAUAUUUAGAGAUAUGGAUAUGAAUGUAGUGUAGAUCUCUAUUCCUUAAAAAACUCUUUUAUUUAAUUGAACUUAAAAAUGCUUGAUCUAGAGAAAGUCCUCCAAUGGAAGAGUUUCUACUAAAACUUGAUUUGGGGAAAAACAUGUUUACUUGGCAGCUGUUUCACUGUGCAGUUGGUUCCUGCUCUGUCUCUACCCCACCGCUGGGCCAAAUUUAUAACAUUAUAAAUGUUAACAUUAAAGGAGCUUUGCAUUUGUCCUUCUGGAGGGAGCAGUAAUGAGGACGGGAAGGUUCCUUUUGAAUGAUAAGCCUUUGGGCUAAUCAGACUGGGGUGUUGCUCAAAUGUUGUUAGUAUAGCCCAUGUUGUCUACAAAGUUACAGUUUUUAGUAUUUGAUCUCCAAAUUUUUCUCCUUACCAAUACAAUCUAAAGAGCACAGGCCCAGAGAGAAAAUGAGCAGAGGCCAUUGUUCCCUCAUUCAAGCACGUGAAGGAAUCAUAGACCCGUGUUUGCUGGACUGGAAUGCAGAGUGCGGCAGAGUAAGGGAGAGAGGACUCCAGCUGCGGCAGAGUUGGAGGGUGGAAUGUCAGUCAAAGUUCUAAAAGGAUAGAUAUUUCAUUUAAUUCAGCUUUAUAUUCACAAGAAGGUUG
Messenger RNA from Manis javanica (Malayan pangolin), 4117 nucleotides. The record is from RefSeq and is a predicted model, not a curated record. Lineage: Eukaryota; Metazoa; Chordata; Mammalia; Pholidota; Manidae.